Molecule: messenger RNA, 2733 nt
Organism: Cryptotermes secundus
Lineage: Eukaryota; Metazoa; Arthropoda; Insecta; Blattodea; Kalotermitidae
Product: glycerol kinase
Exons: 11
Coding region: 63-1925 (620 amino acids)
Biological process (GO): glycerol metabolic process; glycerol-3-phosphate biosynthetic process; triglyceride metabolic process
Cellular component (GO): mitochondrion
Molecular function (GO): glycerol kinase activity
Source: RefSeq, a predicted model, not a curated record
CGCUUACAGAAGUAGCUAGCUCAUUUAUCGCUUGUGGGGGUGUGUCUUGUGAUAUACGCACCAUGAACUUCGCUUUCUUGUCUGCCUCCAAGCCUGUUGCAAUGCCUGUGUCAUCGAACUCCUCACAGAAGAAUGAGCCUUUGAUUGGAGUCAUCAAUGAAGGAACAGAAGAAGCUCGAUUUGUGGUCUAUAAAGCAGAGCAUACCAGAGAAAUUGUCUCGUACAGUGCACGAAUUACGCAGAUAUGUCCACAAGAAGGAUGGCUGGAACAUAACCCUAUAGAAAUAUUGCGUGCUGUUAAAGAAUGUAUCAGUUGUGGUGUUGAAAGUCUUGAAAAGCUGGGCUAUGGUGUCGAAGAUAUUGUCACAAUUGGAAUAUCUAACCAGCGGGAAACUACCAUUGCAUGGGAUGCAGUCACUGGAGAACCACUGUACAAUGCCAUUGUUUGGUCUGAUAUCCGUACUGACUCAACUGUUGACCACAUUUUGGCAAAAGUGCCAGAAAACAGCAAAAAUGCCUUGAUGCCCCUUUGUGGGCUUCCAAUUAGCCCUUACUUCAGUGCCCUUAAGAUGCGAUGGCUGAUUGAUAAUGUUUCUGCUGUGCGCAGAGCAGUCAGAGAACAGCGCUGUCGUUUUGGCACAGUGGAUUCAUGGCUUGUUUGGGUGCGUAUAAAUGAACAUCAAGCAAGGCAUGCAAGAUUUCAAAGAAUGUAUCUGAGAAGUAUGUGUGUUCCAAACUGGAAUACGUAUGAAGUACACUUUUGUUCUCUCCUCCUUGUCCUUCCUCCUCCCCCCUCCUCUUCCCUUUUGUGUGUGUGUGUGUGUGUGUGUGUGUGUGUGUGUGCGCGCGCGUGUGUGUGUAUGUGCGCACGUGUGUGUGUGGCCCUCAGAACGUCUAAUUAUGUCUUGUCACAAUGUAGGUAUUUCAACAUUCCUGCAAACUUGUUGCCAGAAAUUUGUAGUUCAUCUGAAAUAUAUGGUCACAUCACGGAAGAUCCUUUGAAGGGAAUCCCCAUAUCAGCGAUUCUGGGUAACCAACAAUCUUCACUUGUUGGCGAAAGGUGUUUUAAAGAAGGACAAGCUAAAAGCACAUGCCGUAAAGGAUGUUUCCUUGUCUACAACACUGGAUCAUCACGAGUGCAUUCCACCCAUGGCUUGGAGACUACAGUAGCAUACAAAUUGGGCAAGAAUGCGCCAGCAGUAUAUGCUCUGGAAGGCUCAGUAGCUGUAGCUGGCAGUGCAUUGAAGUGGCUGAAGAAUAACUUGAAUGUUGUGAAAGAAGUCAGUGAUGCAGAAACUGCAGCAGCAGAUGUUCCAUCUACAGGGGAUGUGUAUUUUGUCCCGGCAUUUUCUGGCCUGUAUGCCCCAUACUGGCGUAAAGAUGCACGAGGCAUUAUUUGUGGUCUAACUCAGUUUACAACCAAGAACCACAUAAUUCGUGCUGCACUGGAGGCAGUAUGCUUUCAAACAAGAGACAUUCUAGAAGCAAUGGCCAAGGACUGUGGUCACCAUCUCACUAAACUCAAAGUAGAUGGCAAGAUGGCAGAAAACAAACUGUUGAUGCAGCUACAGGCUGACUUGUGUGGAAUUCCUGUUGAACGAACGUCCACUUUAGUCAGAAUGGAAGCUCUAGGAGUAGCAAUGGCUGCAGGUCAAGCUGAAGGAAUUGGUGUUUGGGACUUGUAUAAGGAGCCUGAGACAGCUAUUACUCAUGAUGUAUUUAUUCCCACUACUACUCAUGAAGAGAGAGAUGCUCGAUAUAGCAAGUGGAAAAUGGCUGUGAAGAGGAGUCUUGGUUGGGCCACUACCAAAAAAUCUCUUGCAAUGACAGAUGAACGGUAUCGUCUUCUGUCCUCGAUACCACUCAGCUGGUUCCUCAUCUCAAGCUUCGGUGUCCUUGUGAUUUCCAGCAGAUUAGGAAGGUGACACCAAUGAGGAAUGUAGGACUGUAGCACUUCAAAUAGAAUGCUUCGUACGGUAUGUGAGUAAAUUGUUGUUUAAUUUAAAGAUGUAUAUAGAAGAAGUUCUGGCAAGAAGCAGUUUCAUGAUCUUGCAGAUAAGGCUUGUUACAUUAAUCUUAUGAAGACUUUGUUAUAAGUGUCUGAAAAAUUUAUUAUUAUCACUUUCAUGUUUUUAAAGUAACAGAAGUGUUUGCAGUAAUUGGUUACAUUACUGAAUAUGAGGGAUGCAUGAUUGUGUGAAUAACUUAUUAUUAAGCUAAUAUGGGUUAAUUAAACAUGAAUUAAUUAUAAAAGAAUUGGAAAUGUAUUCAUUAUUAAAAUAAUGAGUGGAAAGUUUCACACUGAAUAAUGUUGUAACUUGAAUGAAUGAGAGGUCGGCCUUUGGCCAAUUCACUGCAACCAUCAACAAUCUAUUGUGCAUUAUUAUUGUAACUUGGUAUUCAUCCAAUGUUAUGUCUAGGUAGUGCUGUUUUUGAAUAAACACAUUGACCAAUCUGUGCUGAAGCAAAUGCAGGGCAAGGUCAUAUGUAUUUCUAAAAUCCAAUUGAUUUCACAAAGAACUGCACAACUCAGGAAACAGUGGCGAGUUACUAAGAGUAAGGAACCAUACUUGUCUGUUAACAAAAUGGAAUAUGGUAGGUCAGUUUGAUUUGCUGACUGGUAUAAAUACCCCAGAAAACUGAUAGAUGUAUUACAGCGUUCCAUAUAUAAUGCCUCCUAUUUUUUUAAAAGAAAACUACAACAGAUACAGAAAGCAUAAUAAUGCAGUUAAA